AUGGACUGCGACGCGACGGAGGAUGUGGUUAUGACGGAAGCGUCCGCAUCCGCCGUGCCAGCGCCAUCGACACUGGACGCAUACAUAGACGCAGUGCGCCACCGCGGAACCCUGUUUGCGCCGCCCGCCUCGAAGCGCAAGACGCAAAAGGGGUAUUUGAUUGACCCCGUCGGCGCGGCGCCGCAGGCGACGCAAGUCCACGAUAUGGCGCUCGUGCAAGACGCGAGUAUUUUGCUGUGCGGCGGUAGUGAUGGCUACGUUCGCUGGUACGACUUGUGUGCAAGCAUGAAUGGAAAGAAUAUGCUCACGCAAAAUCUGCGCAACUCGUUUGUCGAAGGUGUAACAAAAGGCGGCGUGCUCACAACAUGGUGGGGAAAUGUGCACCUUGCGCCAGGUGAUACACUCACACGCACGGAUGCGCCGCUCAGUGCAGUGCACAGUCUCGUGUGCGAGCGCGACGCCCUCUGGGCACUUGGCGGCGGCGCAGCAGGGAAUAUCAACUUGUGGGGCCUGCGGCAGGGCGCAGGCGCUGUGCGCCAUGUAUUCCGCAAGCACACUGCGGCUGUAUCUGCAUUGGCGCUAUCUGAUACAGAGACGCAGCUUGUGAGCGGCGGUUGGGACCGCGGCGUAUACCAAUGGGAUCUGCAUACGGGCCAAGUCGUGCGUGCUUUUGACGGACACGCCGGGCAGAUCUCCAAUAUCGCGUUUCGGCCUUUGUACGGCCCAAGCUCUUUGGUCGAGGCGCACCAACGCGCGGAUAGCAAGGAAGAUGCAUCGGAUGCCGAGCUCGAGGCUGAGCUUGAGGCCGAGUUGCUCGAUGUGGACAGAGACGGCGACGCGGACAUUGCAGUGCGCGAUGCCGGGGAAGAUGCCGAGGGCGAAGAGGACGUUGAGACUGAAGAGAACAUUGACGAUGACGACGAUGAUGGCUCCAAUUCGGGUGACGGCGACUCGCUCUUUGGGGGACAGGACGAAUCGGUGCACGAGACCGCCGGCGACGGCGACUCUGCAGAUGCGAGUGGCGACUCGGAUGCAGAUGCGGAUGUGGAUGCGGAUGCAGAUGUGGAUGCGGAUGUGGAUGCAGAUGUGGAUGCAGAUGUGGAUGCAGAUGUGGAUGCAGAUGUGGAUGCGGACGGAGAGGCAGACCUGUUUGACGGUACAGCGAAAGAAGAGGAGAGCGACGACGUGCCGCUUUCGCAAGCCGCACCAACGAAUCCCACCAUUUUAUUGCCUGGACAGCGCUCGAGCCAUCCGCCAAGCAACGAAAGCAAACCAUAUGCGCCUACCUCCCCGCCCAAAACCCACGUCCGCCAGCUGCCAAAGCCCAUGUUUGGCUCGAUGAUGUCCUCGUGGCAGUACGACGCCGAUAUUUCGCGCUUCAGCAACGAUAUCAUGCUCACAAGCACGCUUUCUGGCCAGGUCCUCCUCUGGGACCGGCGCGUCGAUACCAAGCAGGGCGUGCGUGCAUUGCAGCUUCCUCCCGGCACACCUCCGUGGUGUGCCCGCGCCACAUGGAACCAUGCAGGCGACAAGAUCUACGUAGGCCGGCGGAAUGAGACGGUGGACGAGUGGGACGUGCGUAUGCUGCCGGAUACGUCGCGAGUGAGCAGCGAGCCUGCUGUUACGACAAUGCCCAAAGAGCGCGCGCCGCGCUUUGUCCGCAGCUUGCGGCUUCCUGCGCGGAGCGGCGCGGUGAGUGCGGUUGCCGUGAUGCCGAACGACCGCCAUAUCGUCUGUGGCUCUUUUGACAAUGUGCGCUUAUGGGAUACGCAAGCGCUGCCCAACGCCGAGAUUCCGUUCAAGAUUGUCGCGGGCCAUCACGGCGGCACGAUAUCCCAAAUGCUGAUCGACAAGUGUGCGCGGCUGCUCCUCACAAGCUCUGGCGAUCGUGGCUGGUCGGCAUCGAGUACCGAGACCGUGCUGAUGCAUGAUAUUAUAGGUCUAUAG
Molecule: messenger RNA, 1947 nt
Organism: Malassezia vespertilionis
Lineage: Eukaryota; Fungi; Basidiomycota; Malasseziomycetes; Malasseziales; Malasseziaceae
Gene: SPT8
Product: Transcription factor spt8
Exons: 1
Coding region: 1-1947 (648 amino acids)
Biological process (GO): chromatin organization; regulation of transcription by RNA polymerase II
Cellular component (GO): SAGA complex
Molecular function (GO): transcription coregulator activity; TBP-class protein binding
Source: RefSeq, a predicted model, not a curated record